Molecule: messenger RNA, 3035 nt
Organism: Pocillopora meandrina
Lineage: Eukaryota; Metazoa; Cnidaria; Anthozoa; Scleractinia; Pocilloporidae
Source: the annotation of a GenBank genome assembly
UGCCGACACGUGCAUUUCUUACAAGGCAUUCCUGAUAAAGCCCUUAUUGGUCACGUGAUCAAAACGAUACCAGUGGAGACAGAUGACCAUUGUGAGAUUGCUUGUUACCGCGACCUCAUGUGUCUCUCCUAUAACAUAGCACCCAAACAGGCUCAUGGACAUCAAUGUGAGCUCAGCAAAUCGGAUCACAUCCGAGACCCUGCUGAUUUAGUUCCUAUGGCAGGGUACAUGUACAGACCAACUGAGGUAUACAAUGUAAUGGGCCAUUUCUGAGUUCCAAAACACCUUACCCUCAGAAUGAUACUAAAUUAGCAAAGCUUUUGUCGUGAGAAUGAAGUUUAUUUACAUUAGGAGAAAAUAUGAUUUCCGCUUAAAUGUUUCGAACGAUAAUAGCCUCGUUUCAGAACAAUGUUGGAGAGUAGGAGAAUGGAGACUAAUGUUGACUGAAAAUCUAACUUUACAACUUCAAUUUUGAAAAUGAAGUCUCAUCAGUUUUAAUUUAUGUAAAAUAAAUAUGCCGUGUAGCUACCUUAAAAAAACGAAAUUGCAUAGGGUUUUUACUAAAUUCAGGGAACAAAUUUAUCCCCUUUGGCAAGAUUCUAGUCAGUUAGCAGGUGUCAUCGAUAAGUUUGCGAAAUCUUUGCUGAUGUAUUUAACAAACAAUAUAUAUCUUUUUGGUCUUUUGGGAUUAAAUGCGACAUACUGUAAUUUCUCUGUAUCGGGCACACUCAGUUAACACUUAUUUUUUCCCGGAAUUACGCCGUUAUUUGACUCUCCAAAGUUUUGCCCACUUCAUUUUCAAGUUUUGGCGACUGUUCAUGAUUUCCCUGCCAGAAUAACGGGACCAAUUUUUCAUUUAUUUCUUGGUUAGAGUCGUUGUUCGUCAAGUCCUUGCCCUGAUAACGCCACAUGUGUUUCCCUCACGGAGACAACUUUCCAGUGUCUGUGUCCACCAGGAUUUACCGGGAACAGCUGUGAAACGGGUAUGUUAAGCAAACCAAGCAAUUUAAUGUCACCUCGUGAAUUAAGACGCGAUUGUUUUUAGUUUUGCAUUUGAUUGUAUGAAUUGAUUGAGAGGAUAGAGCAAGAAUUCAUGACCAAUCAACGAGGUAAAGAAAAUUCAAAGCAACUCAGGAUCACUUUCGAUGCUUGACCUAACUGACCUCCCUGAGCUGAUUGUCCCCGUCACUCAUUUGAAAGUCGCUCUUUGCUGCAGACAUAGACGAGUGUGAAACUAACCAGUUCAACUGCCCGGUGAACGGGGAGUGCGUUAACACUGCGGGCUCAUAUGUAUGCAGUUGUGUCAGCGGUAUGAUCGAUGGCGUAGGAGUCUGCCAGCUUAUGACAGGUAAGCUAGUGGGAAACGUCGGCGAGAUAGUAUGAUGCCUUAAGCAACGCGAGCCGGCGGGAGGUCUGUAAGGGACUUCAUUUUUAACGUAAUACAAGCUACAACCUGAGGGACUCCGAGAAGAAACUUGCCACUAACGAAUUCAUUUUAAAAAAGUUUUAGUUAUAAAGGCCCCACGUCAUGGAAUAGCCAUCCUUGCGAGGCUGGGUGUGCGGAAUCCCUCGGGUCGUUCAAACGAGAAAUCAAUAAAGCUCUCUAAUGCUCGGUGAUAUAUUGUAAUUAGUACAAUUAAUAGUUAACAGCUUUUAAUCCUUUGUAAAUAGCUGGUAGAUUGCCCGUGAUUACAUAAAUUUUAAUGACAAUAAUAACACUGAUAAUGUCAGACCUCCGGCUAACUUCAUCCCGACUCGUUUCAAAUCUUCCCAUGGGCGGAGAAAAGCGUGUCCUAUAUCGCUAAUAACGAGGCCUGGUAUCUAACUUUUUUUUUUCUCUCUCUCUCUUUGAAAGGAACAGAUUGCAAGGAGAUCAAGACCACAUUCCCGAGUGCUCCAGAUGGGAUGUACGAAAUACAACCGAACAUCGGGAACAGCAAAUUCUGGGCGUAUUGUGAUAUGACGUCAUUUGGAGGAGGAUGGACGAUGUGUUACUCUACUGACGAUCUUGCUGACCCUAAAUCAGAAGUGACCUAUGACGAGAAUUAUCCCUAUGGCACAGAUGGUUACCGAACUGACUGCAAUAAUGUUCAGGUGAUUAAGAGAAGGUUGAGGUGCAAGAGUUUAAUUUUGAGGAAUAACGAUGUUUGGCAAAUCCUGGCAUAUGUGUUUGUCAUAUUUCAGGCGCCAUAAUGAGUAAUCAGCCUGAUAAAUAGCUUAUAAACACUCUCUUGCCCUGAUUUUACUUUAUCCUGAUGUUAUAAUUUUCUGGAAAUAUUUUAUAUUUUCACUGGGUGUUUUAUCGUUUUUAUUCUAUAUUCAGGUUUUAACCCACUCUGUAUCCUACUGUAGAUGAGGACUGUCAGUGAUCCCCGCUGGAAUGCCAAAUUUACUACAAGAAUUUCAGUACCCUCUGUACUGUGCUUCAUUUGGUCUGGCAAUCAUAAUUUGAACAUGUGUCACUGUUUCUUAAAUUUGAUGACCACAUUUUCAAAAUUAGAGACCGUUUUUUUUUGGAAUGCUAAACUAUUUCUUAUCACCAGAAUGGUGCUUUUUUCAUCAAGUUUCAGUCCGAAGAUUCUUAAUCUAUUUGUUCUUGCUCUCUUAACCUAGUCAUCUUAUUCGACACGACAGUCUUUUCCUGUCUGUUUUUUCUUUUUUUUUGCUUGCAGUUUCGGGAAAUUCUCUUUGUGGAUGAGACCAUGAAUGAAAAGGCUUUCUUUACCUAUAAACUUCAUUCCAGUCUCGUCGCAGAGGGAAAUUACCAGACACAAAUCUCCGGCCUGUGGCUAGGUGGAGGUGUAGCUACCACAAGUCAUGAGUACCAGCUUCUUAUCUGUGACCACAGCUUCUACUCUGGCUUUUUCAUAUCCGGUUAUACAAACUGUUAUAAGAGGUGCAAUAGUUGGUGUGAUGAUACACACACCCCUUACUUCCGGUCAGCGUCCACUCAUUCAGGUUAUGCUGGAGUCGCCUUUAACGUCAAUGGACAUCGGCCGCGAAGCAGCAGACUGAUUAGUGUUGGACUGAGAUAA